UCGGGCACAACAUCCUAGCACACCUGAAAAAAUAGUCCUCAGUCGAGAUUUGAUUUCAUAGCAGUAACAUCAAACACUAGUAUAAAAUGAGCGGAAUAUUUAACAUUUUUGGCACUGUUUAUCAAUUGGCUGCCUCUGCUGCGAACACAAUCUUCUUCAAGCGCUUAAGCGAUGAGGCAUCAGUGCAAUAUGACCAAACCCAGGAACUGAACACUGACAAUGCGGAUGAGGAGAUGCCGGAUGAACAAAUUGAAUUGCCUACCUAUAAGCCGGUGAGGGAGUUGCGCCGCAGCGCACGCCUGAGGGAGAAGAAGCGGGAAAUUCAUUGCGUCUGUGCCGAAGUUGAUGGCCAAUUUCACAAGCUCUACGAACUACCCUACUACGUCGUGAGUCCUUCGGCCGAUAUGAAGCAGGCCAAGCGUCGGGAAGCAGCUCGUCAAAAGAUGAGGAAUAGGAGCCCAGGCCCAGAAGCUUGACUCAAAGUAAACGGCGUACGAAAGAGAGAGACACACACGCGCAUACGACCUUUUUUUUUUAGAUAAGUUAUUAGCAGUUAAUUAAUUUAAUUUAUUGUUAUUAUUCAAAAUUCUCUAUUCGAGUUAAUCCUUGAUUCAAAAUUCUGCUUUGAUACUUAUGUAAGAGUUUUCAAGAAACAAAUCAAAUUGCGGGGAGAUGAGCAAUUCUAGUGUUUAUUUUCAAUAUUUGACAGUCUUCUCUGCAAAGGGAAACUACAAGAGCUAGAGUUAGAGCAUUAAAAGUGCUAUAGAACGAAAAUAGGAGAAUCCAUAAACUGGAAUGAGUUAUUUGUGUCGUAAGGCUAAGCUAGAACCUGGCUUUUGUUUGGUAUUAUAAUCCCAAAUAACAUACAUGUCUCCACAAAUUUGAAUACUUUCUAUGUUUUGAAAUAAAAAAUCAAUUUCCAACCAA
Molecule: messenger RNA, 927 nt
Organism: Drosophila montana
Lineage: Eukaryota; Metazoa; Arthropoda; Insecta; Diptera; Drosophilidae
Exons: 2
Coding region: 87-476 (129 amino acids)
Source: RefSeq, a predicted model, not a curated record